AUGUAUGAGAAAUGGUUUGAUACAGUAAUGUUUUACUGUGUGAUUUUAGUGUAUUUAGUCAAGAUCACUUUUUGUCAUUUUCAAAUUUCCCGCCAGUUCCGUCCCCGUACGUCCCGACGCUCGCAGGGGACGGAACUCAGAUCACAGAUGCCGGCAUCCGCCGGAUUACAUUGCCGGGGACACUGCAGGAGGGACAUCGUGGGAGCGCAGGACAAGGUAAGUGAAGAACAGAUGCCGGUGCAGCGCCGCAUGGUAAGCCCAAGUGUAGCUCGGGGUUACCGCUUUUGCUACACUCGGGAAUACCGCCAGGGAGGU
This is a messenger RNA of Staurois parvus, 315 nucleotides long. The record is from the annotation of a GenBank genome assembly. Lineage: Eukaryota; Metazoa; Chordata; Amphibia; Anura; Ranidae.